This is a messenger RNA of Cyphomyrmex costatus, 1803 nucleotides long. RefSeq lists its product as uncharacterized. Gene Ontology annotation, molecular function: nucleic acid binding. The record is from RefSeq and is a predicted model, not a curated record. NCBI's taxonomy places the organism in Eukaryota, Metazoa, Arthropoda, Insecta, Hymenoptera, Formicidae. Bases 1 to 1803 code for a protein of 600 amino acids. The transcript has 2 exons. Gene Ontology annotation, biological process: DNA integration.
AUGAAACUUGUUCGAAUCGCAGCAUACAUCUUUAGAUUUUUCAACAAAUUAAAACAAAGAAUCAAGCCUGAUCAGGAGCUACAAUCUGCUAACAAUAAAACUCUUGUCAUAACUCCUGAUGAAACGGACCACGCCAUCAAGAUUUUGUUGAAAAUAGUUCAAAGACUGCAUUUUCCUAAGGAAUUGGACUCGCUUUCCAGACAACAAAAUCUUAACAAAAAUAGCCCAAUCGUACGAUUAAAUCCGUUUAUCGAUGCAGCAGGAAUUCUGAGAGUAGGAGGUCGACUCAAAUUAUCGCAUCUCCCGUACAAUGCCAAAUAUCCAGCUCUAUUGCCUGGAAAUCAUCCGUUUUCUCGUCUCAUCAUCAUACACGAGCACGAGAAACACUUUCAUGCAGGGCCCCACGCCACGUUAUCUGCUGUUCGACAAAAUUAUUGGCUCAUAGCUGCAAGGGACGUUGUACGACAAAUUACUCGCAAAUGCAUUGUUUGCUUUCGAAGCUCACCUAAGAUGGCAUCCACGCUAAUGGGGAACCUUCCCGAAUCCAGGAUCACAAUUCCCGAGCGUCCUUUCGAAAAUUGCGGAGUCGACUACGCGGGUCCUCUCUACUAUAAAGAAGGCUUAAGAAAAACUUCUAAGCUAUUAAAAUGUUAUAUUGCAAUAUUUGUUUGCUUCGCCUCAACAGCUGUUCACAUUGAACUAGCAACUGAUUUAUCCACUAAAGCAUUUCUUAAUGUUUUAAAGCGUUUUAUUUCUAGACGAGGAUGCCCAACUAUCAUUCAUUCGGAUAAUGGCUUAAAUUUCAAAGGAGCUCAAAGAGAAUUAAACGAGCUAGCCGCAUUGUUCAAAAAUCAAGAAAGCCAUCAACAGAUUAUUAACUACGUGUCCUCUAAAGGAAUCAGAUGGCGCUUCAUACCCCCUAGAGCGCCCCAUCAUGGUGGACUAUGGGAAGCUGCCGUCAAGGGAGCCAAACGUCAUCUCUAUCGAGUUACUAGAGAGGCGCAUCUAAGAUACGAGGAGCUAGAAACACUAGUUAUCCAAAUUGAAGCGAUUCUUAAUUCGCGUCCUCUCACACCCGUUUCAUCUGACGUGGCCGACCUUACGCCACUUACUCCAGGUCACUUCGUAAUCGGAGCACCAUUGACAUCGUACCCUGAACCAUCAUUGGAAAGAAUCCCGAUUACUAGGCUCUCUCGUUGGCAACGGGUGGAGCAAAUACGUCAACACUUUUGGCAAAGAUGGUCAAAGGAAUAUCUGCAUUAUUGCCAGCAGCGAAAUAAGUGGACAAUUAAGGAAAAUCCAUUACAUGUCGGACAGAUGGUCCUUCUAAGAGAGGAUUCUGCUUCGCCUCUUUCUUGGCCUCUCGCUAGAAUCGUCGAAUUACAUCCCGGUAAUGACAACAUUCGAAUCAAUCAGGCGGUGCAUCGCUUGAUGCAGAAGAAGAGGCGCAAGGAGCGAAAGCAAAUGUAUGCCAGCAGUAUGUACGUACAACCAACGUGCACACCGCCGGUAUACACGAUGCCUGGACCGGUAGGAUAUGUGCCACCAACGGAGUACGCUGCCACCAUACCAUCUGCACCUUACUCCUCAUUGGCAGGAUACAUGCCGGCACCAACGGGGUACGUCCCGGCACCGACGGAGUAUGUCCCGGCACCGACGGGAUACGUGCCGGCACUGACGGGAUACGUGCUGGCACCGACGGGAUACGUGCCGACACCGACGGGAUACGUAUCGGCAUCUACGGGAUACGUGCCGGCACCGACAGGAUAUAUGCCGACACCAACUUAUGGCUACAGAUUAUAA